UAUGAUGAACAUUAACCACAAAAGAUAUGGUAGAAUGGACGUUCCUUGGUUUCUCAUCCUUGUAUUUUUCAAUAGCGGGUGCUCAUUUUCAAUGAAUAUCUCUAAUCAUACAAUAGUUAACUCUCAUACUUUGUGUGAAUAAUCUAAAGGCAUUUUACAGUAUCUGGUGCAAUUUUGAAGUGAAAAUAAUAUUUCUAGGCGGAGUUAUGAAUUUUUUUGGAAGAGGAUCUCAAACUUCAAAAGUGACCCUCGACUGUAAAAUAGUUGUACUUUAGUAACUAUUGGGAGCUAACACGUUAAAUUCAUAGCAUAGAUAGAGAGGCAGUACUGCAUUUUGGUAAAAAGGAAACGCUUUCACCUCUCUUUGAUCAAGAGUUAUUAGCAUUUUACGGAAAAGAAAUAAAACGCUUACAUCUCACGAAUCAUCUAGUAAGAGAGGCCCAAACUUGGUGGUUGACCAGCAUUCGGUAAGAGCUAUGACCAACCACAUAAAAUUAGAAGUCCCUAGCUAUUAUGAUCGAGAGCAAUGGUACUCAAAGGAUUAAAUAAUUUUUAUUCUAUCAUUUAUUUAUUUUUGCUAGGUUCAUAAGAAACAACAAGAAAAAAAUAAAUUAGAUUUAACAACACAAAAACAACGUGAUGAUGAACGAAAAAAGAAAGCACAACAACGUGCACAAAAACAAGAACGACGACGAUAA
Messenger RNA from Didymodactylos carnosus, 698 nucleotides. NCBI's taxonomy places the organism in Eukaryota, Metazoa, Rotifera, Eurotatoria, Philodinida, Philodinidae. The record is from the annotation of a GenBank genome assembly.